UAACUAAUAUUCUCUAACAGUUUCAAAAUAUUUUUUAUGGCCUAAUCUUAAUAACUGUAUAGAAGUAGUUAAUAUAUUCGUUUGCGCUUUUAAUGAAAUGAUACACAACGGCGAGUCGGAUCCGACUUGUGUAACAGAAUUACUAAAGAAUUCUGUCACUAAACCACAACAAUGUGAAACAUAUAUUACCGAGUUCAAAAAAGAAAUGUGGUAUGCGUCAUAUUUUAAGAGUAAUUGGUAUUUUGUGUGUGAAAAUCCGAUGACUAUAACAAUAGUUUGUAAUAAGCAAAAUAUAAACUUUAAAAUUAAAAUUAAAAAUUCUGGAAAGUUAUACAUGAAAUCUGGAUGUUUAGCUUUCACUACGAAAGGUGUCCUUAGAACAGAACAAUCGUUAGAAUCAUCAACUUCUGUUAUUUUACCAAUAGAAUUAUCUCUUUUAAAUGAUUCUUGUUGUAAUAUGCCAAUUAAUCAAUCAUACCCGAAACCAAUUCACUUAAAUGAAAUAAAAAAUCUCAAAUUUUAUAUAGACGUUUUUAAUCGAAUAAACGUACAACUAGAUCAACAGGAAAAAUUGAUAACCUUCCUUACUAUAGAAAAGACAUAUGAAUUCGUUUCUGAAAAUAAAUACUUAGUUUUAUUAAUAUUUGCAAUAUUAAUAUAUUGUAUUUUUAUGUAUUUUAAAAAUAAAAAUAAAAAGUUAUCCAUAGAAAAUAAUAUAAUAGAGCUCGGAUAUCGUCCCUGUGCUACACAAAAAUAAUUAAUCAGUUUAAUGAAUUAUUGUUUAUUAGUUGUAAUUCGAUACUCGGUUUUUUUUU
This is a messenger RNA of Myzus persicae (green peach aphid), 815 nucleotides long. RefSeq lists its product as uncharacterized. The record is from RefSeq and is a predicted model, not a curated record. The transcript has a single exon. The coding region runs from base 98 to 757 and encodes 219 amino acids. NCBI's taxonomy places the organism in Eukaryota, Metazoa, Arthropoda, Insecta, Hemiptera, Aphididae.